This is a messenger RNA of Diospyros lotus (date-plum), 537 nucleotides long. RefSeq lists its product as uncharacterized. The record is from RefSeq and is a predicted model, not a curated record. The transcript has a single exon. NCBI's taxonomy places the organism in Eukaryota, Viridiplantae, Streptophyta, Magnoliopsida, Ericales, Ebenaceae. Bases 1 to 537 code for a protein of 178 amino acids.
AUGGCAGAUGGACAUUUCAUCUCCAUGUGGGAUGGAGACCUUGAAGAAGAAGAUGUAUGGGCUGUGGGGAAGGAGAGAUCAGAAGAUUCAAGCCCAAAAGCACUGAGAAAGGCUUCACCUUCUACAUGGCGUUUAUCUGCUGCUCCAAGGCUGAUCCCUAGGGCUAGCUCUGUAGCUGGUAGUAAAGAGCCAAAAGUGUCUGAACAAUCAUCAGCUCCAUUGAACAUUCCCGACUGGUCCAAGAUUUACAGGAAGAACUCCAAGAAGGGGGAAGCUGGAGCUGGUUCAAGAGUUUGUCAAAAUGAGGUUCACGAUCAUGAUGACAUUAUUGAUGUUGUUGUUGAUGGUGAUGUGGAUGGUGAUGGUGAUAGUGAUGAUGAGGAAAUGGUUCCUCCACAUGAAUGCAUAGCCAGGAAGCUUGGAAGAAGCCAGAUCUCUUCCUUCUCCAUGUGUGAAGGGAUUGGAAGAACUCUCAAAGGAAGAGAUCUCAGAAAAGUUCGAAAUGCCAUCUUAACGAAAACCGGUUUCCUAGAGUGA